GCGGGUUGGGGGGUUCCUUCUCUCUCCGUGUUUCUGUCGUGUACAGCAGCGGACUCGCUUCCCUCUCUCUCAGUGUGCUCAACCUAAAGGCGGCAGGUGUGUGCAGCGACUGUCCGCGAAGCUUUUUUCCCCCUCACUUUGGCUACAUUUGGGACUGAUUUCGGAUCCUAAAACCGGGGCGAUAACUCGCACAGCAAGCCGGGCUGCACAAAAUCCACCUGGGCUGUGAGGAUGUUGCAGGGAUAAGACAGCAGAGCAUCAUCUCCACUGUUUCGCAAGGAGCCGGCAUCGUCAGCUGUUGCUCUAGGAGAGAGAGUGGAGGUGUCGAGAGCAACAGAAAAGGCCAAACUAUGCAACUGAUCUCCAAACGGUAACCGGUUUCCACCCUUAAGUCGACCGGGGAGCGGAUGCGAGCAGAGGUUGCCAACGAGCCUCUGAAUAUUUUCUGCCCUUUGUCGGUGCCGGAGGAGCUGUGCCAAUGGAGAAAGCGACUCCGCCGCCCCAGCCCCAGCUCCAGCUGUCGAUAGCGAAGACUGAAAGUCCAGCGGAGGACAUCUCCGGUCUGACAGACGAGGAGCUGCUCAAGUGGUCCAAGGAGGAUCUGGUGCGGCGGCUGAGGCGGUCCGAGGCCGACAAGAUGAGCGUGAUUCUGGACCACGGGAAUCUCAUUCGGGAGGUCAAUCGCAGCCUCCAGCUUCACUUGAACGAGAUCAGGGGGCUGAAGGAUAUUAACCAGAAGCUGCAGGAGGACAACCGUGAGCUGAGGGACUUGUGCUGCUUCCUGGACGAUGACCGCCAAAAAGGAAAGCGUGUCUCCAGGGAGUGGCAGCGCCUGGGACGAUACAGUGCCAGCAUCAUGCGCAAAGAGGUGACUCUCUAUCUCCAGAAGCUCAAGGAGCUGGAGCUUCGACAGGAGGAGGUAGUCCGUGAAAACCUGGAGCUGAAGGAGCUCUGCCUGCUGCUGGACGAGGAGAAGGGGGUGGGAGGUGGUGGCGGGGGAGGUGGAAGUGGGGUGGGUGGAAGUGGAGUGGGUGUAGGGAUGGGAGGAUGCCGCAACUCCAUAGACAGCCAGAAUAGUUUGCUGCUGGUGCCUGGGCAGGGGCUCCUUAUGAGAGACGUGGGGGACGGGAGCAGCACCUCCAGUGCUGGGAGCGCUGACAGCUCCGAUCACCCUCACCAUAAACAGCCUCACCUGGCUGCGGGAGUGGGUGGAGUUGGCAGUGCUGGGGAAAAAGGGAGCCCUGAGCUUGUGCAUAAACCCAGGUGUAGUAGCAUCAGUGGAAUAGGAGGAAGUGGAGGUGAAAGGGAGGUGUCCAGUCCUGAGCACCCGGCUGGGCGCCACCGGAGUACAAGCCUGGAGUACCCGUACACCCUGCCCCAGCUCAGCCGACCCCGGUGCGGCUCCAUAUCUGUGCCUGACCACAGUCGAGUCAUACGGGGCCUCAGCCCGGAAAAAUAUGGGAGGAAUGUGGGCCGACGCAGUCCAGAGCAGCACCCCAAGCACCACAGCUCUGAUCUCCUCCUGGGCCAGAGGCAGAACUUCCUGGGCCAGGGAGGUAGCGGGGAGCUCUUUCAGAGGCACCACAGGAGCAGCAUUAGCGGUACAGGCUGUGGGAGCCCUGAGCUCCGACAGGCACAUUUAGGGACCAGCGAGCACCAUGAAAAGGGUUGUGUGGUCCCAGGGGGCAGCCCCGAAACUCACAGGCACCAGUACAGUAUGAGCCCAGACCAUGUGAAGUUCAGCAGCCCUGUGAGAGACGGGCAGAGGAGGCCAGCUGGAGACGAGCUGUCACCACAUCAUCGGAGCAUCUACAAUGGCAUGAAUGCUUUGAUGCCUCCUCUUGACCCCAACUUGACCAGUCAGGCUCCUCAAACAGAGGAGGGGUCGCAGCGGUACAGCCCUCCUGCGUCUCUGGCCUUGAUAGAGACGAGGGCCACUGGGCGCCGCUGUCCACGGCUCCACGUGGUCUGUCGCCCAAGGCCUCAUCCAUGUCCACAGCCCUGAAACAGCCUGCCUCCAUUUUUUCAUUUCUACAUAUCGAGAGUUUAAGGGGAGGGGAGUUUCUUGAGAGAAUGCUACUUAGUAUGGUUGGUACAAUUUCGUGAAGACUGCCACAGCUAAAUGGAUUAGAGUGGAUAUCUCUCCCUGCCAACUGUGACACGGCUACCUCCCAGAGAGCACCCAGAGAGAAGGGGAGGGACGCUGGGGAUCAGUGAGAGGAGAUGGAGAGGACUCUGCACUGUUGGUGCUGCUACUCUCUGUUUACAAAUGUAGAUCACUGGUGGAGAAGCACAUACCCUGCUGUUCUCAACUUAAACUAUUUUCCUACACUCUUCCCUCUUUCUCUCUUCUAUUUCCCUCAUCUAGCCCCACUGUUGUCCCAUUUUCUCUGCUCUCUCCCUCCACUUUUCCAUCUUCAGAUAUUCAUCAUCCAAAGUGUGUAAUGAGACUGGUGUAAUGAAUUGUCUCUCAGUCUCCAAAUCCAGCUGAUCACAUGAUUGCCAUCGUCUCCUCUCCUUCCUCGUAAAAUUCUGAACUUUUUCAGCAAUUUCAACUAAAGUUAUAAACUAAACAAAAACAAGUUUGUCAAAGAUGUUCUAGCAAAGAAAAAAAAACAACAACCUUUUCCUGUGUCUUAAACCAAGAUGGUCAACAUUACUAGCUGCUGACAGAUGUUCUAGUUCUAUAAGAUGCAAUGUUCAGGUGUAAUUUUUCUUUUUUGUAUUAUCUUCUUUGCUCCCUUAAAGCGCCUAUAUUGAAGCUGGGGAGAAGAUUAUACGUUUCUCCAUGUUGUUUUUUACAAGGAAGUAAAGUCCAAGUAAAAAGUAGAUUAUUGGAUUAGUUUUCUAUAUAUCUAUAUAUAUAAAUAUUAUAUGAUUAUUAUUUUUGACUCACUGGUAUUAGAACUAUUAUAUGAAGAUGCAUAUGAUAUAUAUCAAAUAAUAAACAGACUUCUUUAUGUAAAAGUGCAUCACUUGUUCAGAUUUUAUUUCAGUGUGCUGAAGGUGGGAGGUGAGUGUGUGCUGACCCUUUGACCCUGCAGUCAAAGGUCACAUUGGACAUGUAAAGCUAAUUUUAAGGUUAGGAAACAAAUCAAUAAGUCACGUAAGUUGUUUCUCAGCUGUUUGAAUACUUGUAAUAAAGAAUA
Molecule: messenger RNA, 3149 nt
Organism: Lates calcarifer (barramundi perch)
Lineage: Eukaryota; Metazoa; Chordata; Actinopteri; Centropomidae
Gene: ccdc85al
Product: coiled-coil domain containing 85A, like
Exons: 3
Coding region: 479-2005 (508 amino acids)
Source: RefSeq, a predicted model, not a curated record